GCGGAGGGAGGUCGCCGACCGGCCGGCUUGGCAAGGAGGCGGCCCCGUGUCCGCACCCCCCGCCCAGGACCCCCGAGGAUGUAGAAGCUUAGCCGCGGACCCCGUAGGGAGAUCCUGGGACCACAGGAAUCCUGCCACCCUAGGAGUCAGGAGAACUGAAAAACAAAAGUCCCUCCUUCCCGAAGAACAGCCCUUAAAGGUUUCUAGGCCAUUAUGAACCAUGGCCCAACUUUACUACAAAAAGGUGAACUAUUCACCCUACCGGGACCGCAUCCCACUGCAGAUUGUGCGGGCAGAGGCUGAGCUCUCUGCGGAGGAAAAGGCCUUCCUCACUGCUGUGGAGAAGGGAGAUUAUGCCAGUGUGAAGCAGGUUCUGCAUGAGGCUGAAAUCUACUACAAUGUCAACAUCAAUUGCAUGGACCCGCUGGGCCGCAGUGCCCUGCUCAUUGCCAUUGAAAAUGAGAACCUCGAGAUCAUGGAGCUGCUGCUGAACCACAGCGUCUAUGUGGGCGAUGCCUUGCUCUAUGCCAUCCGCAAGGAGGUGGUCGGGGCUGUGGAGCUGCUACUCAGCUACCGGAAGCCCAGUGGCGAAAAACAGGUCCCCACUCUGAUGAUGGACGCCCAGUUCUCUGAGUUCACCCCAGACAUCACGCCCAUCAUGCUGGCCGCUCACACCAACAACUAUGAGAUCAUCAAAUUGCUCGUCCAACGCCGGGUCACCAUCCCCCGGCCCCACCAGAUUCGCUGCAAUUGUGUGGAGUGUGUGUCCAGCUCGGAGGUAGACAGCUUGCGCCACUCCCGCUCACGCCUCAACAUCUACAAGGCCCUGGCCAGCCCCUCGCUCAUUGCCCUGUCCAGCGAGGACCCCAUCCUGACUGCCUUCCGCCUCGGAUGGGAGCUCAAGGAGCUCAGCAAGGUGGAGAACGAGUUUAAGGCCGAGUACGAGGAACUCUCCCAGCAGUGCAAGCGCUUUGCCAAAGACCUCCUGGACCAGGCCCGCAGCUCCCGGGAGCUGGAGAUCAUCCUGAACCACCGAGAUGACCACACCGAGGACCUUGACCCCCAGAAGUGCCAUGACCUGGCCAAGCUAAAGGUGGCAAUCAAGUAUCACCAGAAAGAGUUUGUGGCUCAGCCAAACUGUCAGCAGCUGCUGGCCACACUGUGGUAUGAUGGCUUCCCAGGCUGGCGGCGGAGACACUGGGGAGUCAAGAUGCUGACCUGCAUCACCAUUGGCCUCCUGUUCCCAAUGCUGUCUAUUGCCUACUUGGUCGCCCCCAGGAGCAACCUUGGACUCUUCAUCAAAAAACCGUUUAUCAAGUUCAUCUGCCACACGGCCUCCUACCUGACUUUCCUCUUCAUGCUGCUCCUGGCAUCCCAGCACAUAGUCAGGACAGACCUACAUGUUCAAGGGCCACCACCCACUGUGGUGGAAUGGAUGAUACUGCCUUGGGUUCUAGGUUUCAUUUGGGGAGAAAUUAAGGAGAUGUGGGAUGGUGGCUUCAAUGAGUACAUCCAUGAUUGGUGGAACCUGAUGGAUUUUGCCAUGAACUCGCUCUAUCUGGCAACAAUCUCACUGAAAAUCGUUGCCUACGUCAAGUACAAUGGUUCUCGUCCCAGGGAGGAAUGGGAAAUGUGGCACCCAACCCUGAUUGCAGAAGCCCUCUUUGCAAUCUCCAACAUUUUAAGUUCCUUGCGUCUCAUAUCCCUGUUCACAGCCAACUCCCACCUGGGGCCUUUGCAGAUCUCCUUGGGGCGCAUGUUGCUUGACAUCCUCAAAUUCCUCUUUAUCUAUUGCCUGGUCCUGCUGGCUUUUGCCAAUGGACUGAACCAGCUUUACUUUUAUUAUGAGACCAGAGCCUCCGAUGAGCCUGAUAACUGCAAGGGGAUCCGCUGUGAGAAACAGAACAACGCCUUCUCCACGCUUUUUGAAACUCUCCAGUCGCUUUUCUGGUCAGUGUUUGGGCUUCUGAAUCUCUAUGUCACCAAUGUCAAGGCGAGGCAUGAGUUCACCGAAUUUGUGGGCGCGACUAUGUUUGGGACGUACAAUGUCAUCUCCCUGGUGGUGCUGCUGAACAUGCUCAUCGCCAUGAUGAACAACUCCUACCAGCUCAUUGCCGAUCAUGCAGACAUUGAGUGGAAAUUUGCCCGGACCAAGCUCUGGAUGAGUUACUUUGAUGAAGGGGCCACCUUACCACCUCCUUUCAACAUCAUCCCAAGCCCCAAGUCCUUCUGCUACCUCGGUCAAUGGUUCCACAGGCAUUUUUAUGCCAACCGGGGCUCAGCGGAUAACGGAAGGAAGCAUGGGAACCUAAAAAUGUUCACUGAACGCCACGCUGACAGCCUGAUUCAAAAUCAGAACUACCAGUUCCAGGAAGUGAUACGGAAUUUGGUGAAAAGAUACGUGGCGGCCAUGAUCCGAAGCUCCAAAACAAACGAGGGACUCACAGAAGAAAACUUUAAGGAGUUAAAACAGGACAUCUCCAGCUUUCGUUACGAGGUGCUUGACCUCUUGGGCAAUCGCAAACCCCAAAGAAGGAGCUUCUCCACGAGCAGCACUGAAAUCUCCCAGAAGGAUGAUGCGAAUGAUGGUAGUGGGGGGGAGAAGGCCAAAGCCAAGAGUGUCUCUUUCAACCUAACUGGCAAAAAAAGGGACUACGGCAUGGCGGCUCCAAUCAAGACUGGGUCCAAGACGAGUAGUGGUGGUGCGACCGCUGCCUCCACUCCGCAAGUUAAGCCCAAGACCAGUGGGUCAAGUAAGCACUCCUUUAUGAGCAAUCCACUACAGAAACUGUCGAGCUCCAAGAAAGAGUCUUUCAAGAGACUGGGUCUCUUGUUCUCCAAGAUGAACGGGCACCUGGCCGAGCCCAGUGGCGAGCCGAUGUACACCAUUUCAGAUGGAAUCAUUCAGCCGCACUACACGUGGCAAGACAGCAGAUAUUCCCAGAGGGAUCCAGAGAGGGGAGAGGCUAGCUGUUCAAAGAGUGAGAGCAACCUCUCAGAGGCGGACUUUGGUGGGGGUGCAUGUGCCCCCAGCACCAGUGCACGGGCCUCUGGGCAGAGCAGUGAAUGCCCUCUCGCAUCUUCCAGUUCUCUCCACUGUGCUUCGAGGAUCUGCACCUCCAACUCCAAACUGAUCGACUCCACCGAGGAUGUGUUUGACUCGUGGGGGGAGGCUUGUGACUUGCUUAUGAACAGAUGGAAGGAUGGACAGGAAGAACAUGUCACAACCCGGCUCUGAGCUCAGCCUGCGACAGCUGCUCUAGAACUGGGCAGGAUGUUUGUCUUUCUUGGUGAGAGAGGAUGGGGUAGGGAAGGGGGCUCUGAAUCAUCACUCUCAAAGGACACUCCCAUCCACCUGCUUGCAGAGCCGCCCACUUGGCUUUCAUUCUCGCUCCAAUGUUUGGUGAAUUUGUUUUGGUUAUGCUGUUUUCUACCAAUAGAUGCUGAUCUCAUCUUUGCUACUAACUGAAGGGGUUCACCAGGAAGCCCCGAAGCUUAGGGGUCCCCUGCACUUUCAAACCCUUUGCUCUGCUUUUCCUGACCUUGUCUUCUCCAGGUUCCCAUACAACCCUUCCUCUCUUCUCCUCUCCCUCCCCCCAAAAAAAGGGGGGGGUGAAAUCCCACUGUAGGAGCUCCUGAGCAAAGUCCCAGUACCCACUGGCCAAGGCUGACUCUUUCUGGGCCUGACUUUGCUGCUGUCCAGUGCUGACCAGAGCCACUCACUCCUGCGGGUCAGUUCAGGGAAGGCACCUUCUCCACAUCUUACCUGGCAGAGUGAGUGCACAAGGCUCUCUCUCAUCAAGCCACCGUUACCGGCUUCCCUUUGUUCUCACGGAGCUGUGACUGCUGAAGUGAGGUCUGCCCAGCAACGGACAAGGCGCUUUGAGUAAAAACUGGAAGUUUGAAGUUGCUGACAUGAGAGCUAGCAGUUUGGAUGCAUAUGCACUACCAAACCGACACACGAUGAUUUCAGCUCCUCAGCUGGCUGGCGUGACGCUUGCCUAUAGCACGUUUUCAGAAUUGUUGCAAUCAAAACCUUUCCCAAAUAAAAACACAGUCUUGGGGGAAGAGGGGGAACAUCGUCAUCAGAAAAGGAUCUUGCCAAGGUGUCAAAAUCUGACAAAGAGCAUCUGUGUUAUUUUAAUUGACUGUUUCCUCAAAACAACAACAGAAUCCAAAACAAAAAGCAAAAAAGCAGCAACAGCAACACCAGAGAACAUACUUAUGGAUCCUAGUCUGGGCGGCUGCAGCUGAGCAGAAUCGAUUGGGGAAGGUCCAUGCAGAACAGACAAACCAAGGGUCCAAAUGUAGAGGAAGAGGAAGACCCAGACCCAGCCCCAAAUGGAGCAGGGCAUUAGGAACCCUAAGGAUGUGCUCUCCGAGGCUACACCAAAGCCAGGAGGUGAGAGGCUCAGAUGCAUGUGCUUGUGUGCAUGCACUGGGUCUCCACUUCUUCUAAAGGGGUCCAAGCAGAGCAGCAGCUGCCCCCAAACCCGAUUAACAAAUGACCUGCCAGUGACCUGGGCUUGAUUAUUAGUAGCAAGGUUUCUAACAUCCCAGAUACAGACCUCCUAACAGGCAAUUUUACUGUGAGCAACAUAUCCCAGAAUUCCCUUUCCCAUUCUGUUUGAUAGUACAAAACCCCAAUCUGUGGCCCUGUGGCUAAGGCUGUGGGGACAUCUUUGGAAGAGAAAAACAGCCUUGCAGCUGUCCAUGGCUAAGAAAGCAGGUAGCGUUGUCCUGGAUCUCAUCGCGUUCUUUGCAAAGGCAGCUGUGUGGAUGGAUCAGUGGCCUCUACCCUCUUGACGACUGAUCAAAUCACAUCACCAUUUGUGCAGUCAGGGGCCUUAUAGAUGAGCAAACAUUAAGUUCUCAUUGACCAGGUUGGGGUCAUGAUGGUACAUAGGAGAUUGCAAGUGCUUUCAUUUCAAUGCCUCCAUCAGCAUCAGCAUCUGCCCCAAUGACUCAUGGUCUGCAUGGAGGCUCAAGGUCCCCUCCCUAUACUAAGGGUCAAUUCUUCCCAGUAACUCCAUUCUAAGCCAGAGCCCUCACAAGCAUCCCUGGGCCCAGGGAAGGUGUAAUCCUGCUGGGUUUGGUUUUAUUCUAAAGUGUAGGGACCCGUGACAAAAUUGAGAGCUGAAAUAUCAAGUCCAGAACCAUAAAAGCCUAUCCUGCUUCCCACUAUUAAGUCAUCAGAACAAGACUGGAUACAAACUUCAUUAAUUUUCUUUGCAUGUUAUUAAGCAGCUUAAUUCAGCUUCCUGCUUAUCUCUUCUCUGACCCUGAAUUUGGUUUAAACUUGUGAUCAUGACAGACACCUGCUGGUGUGUCCAUUUGUCUUCAGCUUACCUCUACAAUGGGGAUGAUGAGACCGGAAGUUUCACAGGGUUAGUGUGAGAAAAAGCAUCUUGUCCAAAAUAAAGCUGUUCAAUUCAAUCAGCAUCUCUUUAGCACCCAUAUGACCCUGUACUAGAGGCAGGGGCAAGGGCCAGGGAUCAGAGCAGACGUCGCGCUGGCAAAGGACGCUCCCUCCAGCAGUGGGGCUAAUACGUAUCAGAGGGAGGACCUGAAGUCAGGUCUUCCUGCUUUCAAGGUGGUGGAGAGAAGACAAAACACAAAGAAGUCCCUAUCCUCCAGGAGCAUGUAUUCUCCCAACAGGAGUCAUCCUUAGCAUCACUAUUAGGCUGAAAAAUCUCCAAAAAAACUACUGAAUGGUGUCCAAAAAGGCACUUGAGUGAGAACUCUCCCUGAAUUCCAUUGACCCAUUGCUCUGGAAGAAUCUGGAAGAAUUGCAAGCACAAAUGCAGCAUCUUAAAGAUGGUCCCCAUUUCCCCGGGAUGCAGGGACUACUUCUGACUUCUCAGUCAGACUCUUUCAGGCAAGGUACAUUCAUCUGGCUGCCAUUUUUAGCCUAGGUCUCCCUCCUGUGAAGGAGGCACAAAUCCAGAACAACAGUGUCCUUCCUGUUCACUAAGGACCCCAGUGGCCACUUCCACACUGCUACAUCCACUCCAUCUGGGCUUCAAGUGAGCACCGUCAGCACGCAAGACACCUCGGCCUAGAGAAAACACAUAGCCCUUGUACUUCAAAACAAAAUCAUGGGUGAAAAUUCGGCACUCCUCUGCCGAGUCGUUUUGUUGCCCUGGACCUUGACCUCGGCCUGUUCUACCAAUACAAGUAUUUAUUAAGCUCCUGCCAUGGGCAGGUUACCUUGCGAUGGGCACUGGCGAUACAAAGCCAAAAUGGCAGAAAGAGCUCCCAUCUUACUGUACCCAUGCCAAGACCUGGGUGUGUAACCCUUUCCCCAGUACUAGUACUGUGCACAUGCCACAGGGUGCCAUUCUAAGAACCCACCGGGUUCCAGCUAGGGCCCUGCUGUCAUUUGAAGCAACCCAUCAGACCAUUCACUGGCUACACAUGCACAUAUCCGCCUUCUUUGACCACAAUCCUAGACUGAUUUUCAGAGAGAUCCAUUCUUUGGCUAGGUGCCCACCCCACAGUUUGCUGAUGUAGAAGCUGCCAUUUGGUGCUCCACCACUGGCUUCAGCACAGAGACACUGCCUCAACUGCAUCCCCAACAGCUCAUUUAUUCUUUUCCUACCCAAGCAGCUUAUGCCUUGCUUUGUUUUGUGUGGGCCCAUUUUGUCCAAGUGGCACCCCACCCCACCCCUUCUCUUUAUGAUCUUGGCUCUUCGGUCCCUUUGGCUUCUCACUGAGCUUUUCUGUUGGGGAGAGAAGAUAGAAGGGGGAGAAUGACCUUCCUCUGAAAAGCAGCAGCUUUCAAGUCAUUCUCACCCAAGUGAGUGCAUGCAGUAGAGUGUUGUGACUGUCACAAAGCUGAGAUGUAUCAAGUUUGGAGGUUGUUGGCUUUACAAUAGGGGAAAAAAGAAAGAAAGCAAGCACUCAGGUUAGAAGCCAAGGACCUUACCUGUAAAACAGAACCAACCAACCAACAAUCUGCUAACUUUCAACUAGCAUUCGUGGUGAAAACCAAGUGUGAUUCUUGCAGCCUUGCCGCAUACUUGAGACGUGACUCUCUCUGUGCUAACAUGUGGCCUAGGGUUGCCAUGAAGGUGCUGCAGGUUGGGUCAGGCAAGGAAGGUGCUCCUGCCGGACUAGUAUGGAAAGUAUUGCAAAGGUCAGAAUUCCCAGCAGGAAUCCAUUCCCAGCUAGCCCGAGCACUGGGAGCCCUCAGCUCUGCUUUCAGUCUGUUCCUUCCUGCCCUCAAUGGUUUGGUGUCUUUGCCUUUUCUGUUCUUCUCUUGGGCUCAGUUUCUAUUCCACUUUCUUUUCCUAACAGUGUAAGUUGUGCACUUCUGUGUCUGUGUACAUGUGUGUUUUAGUGGCACUCAAGAGGCAUGUACAUAAUUAAACAUAUAAAACUGAGUGGCUUAGCCUCAUGGCCUAGAGAAUCCCAAAGUGGCCCACCCAUCAUGGCAGGAACUGCCUGAAUGAAGAGAACAGCCAUGCAGCUCAUGUGGUCCAAAGGUGUUUCUGAUGGAACCAAACAGAAAAAUCGGUUGUCUCCCUGCCUCCAUCUAAGAUGCAUCUUACCCUGUAACUCGAGGCUUAUCAGACUGCAACUUCUGUCCAUGCCUACCGAGGCAAGGGUAGGAUGGGGGAGGCUCAAAGCUGCCUUGCCCUCUGCAAGCACACAGUUCAAAGGUUGAGCCUUCGUGAAUCACCAAUCUAAACUGGUGGGCCUUGGUCAUCAAUGGAGCCCUGACAAAGAGACAGGAAUAAGGGCACUACUGUGCAAAGAGGCCAUGUAAAUUGCCAAAGGAAAUCUGUGUCUUUGGAGAGAUUACAGAGAUGAGUUUGGGGGAAGGCAAUGACUGUGCUCUUUUUCCCCUUCGGGAUAUUGGAGUACAAACUUAUGCUCAUAUCAAAUCAAAAUGAUGGCUUAUUUCAAACUGGAUGAGGAUGAAAGGUCAGGUCAGAUCAGGGCUGGGUUUCAGAUGAUUGUUAAGAUGAGCUCUUGCUGUUAGCAACCAUAGUUACUCAAUCCAACACAUUGGUCCCAUGACAGAUGCCAUUGGAAAGCCUGCCCUUCUCAGGAGCUAGUUCUCUAUGUUUCAGUAUUUAUUGAGUACAAGAAUUUCAGAAGAAAAGGCUAGGCUUUGUUUGCUUAGUGCUCUAUGUGGAGUGGAAGGAAGGCACUCAAGAAAUUUCUGCCUCAUACAUUAUGUAGAGAGAUACCCAAGAAGGCAGCAGCUACCUGAACAACUGGGAGGUAUCCUCUUCGGUAUCCCUAAUGUUACCUGUGCUCCUAAUUCCAAUGCCUGACACAUAGUAGGCAUUUAAUAAAUGCUCUACAGAGGUCUGCACUCCCCUUUUUUAAUUUUUUUUUAAUUUUUUGCAAGGCAAUGAGGGUUAAGUGACUUACCCAGGGUCACACAGCUAAUAAGUGUGAAGUGCCUGAGUCUAGAUUUGAACUCAGAUCCUCCUGAGUCUAGGGCCGGUGCUUUAUCUGCUGCACCACCUAGCUGCCCCCUACAUUCCCCUUUGAUAAUGGCCCUCCCAACCUGGAGCAGAUUGUUAGGAUGGGAAAUCUCCAUGCUGUGAAGGGUGUGAUUUGAUUUUUGGAAACAGCCAAAUGUCAUUCUGAAACAUUUGGUGGCCAAGAUUGGGAAAGAGGGUUAGAGUUUGGGUCCAAAAGGAAGUAUGGCUAGUAAGUAACAAAGUUGUUUGUCUUUGGGGUGCUCUGAGCCAUCCCCAAAGAAGGCAGCCUAAUUGAGUGCUGCCUCAAGGGCAUUCCUCUGGAAGACCAACUGUCAGUGGCUGGAUGAGGCCUUGUAUCCCUCAAGUUCAUCUUUGUACAUGGUUUAGCAUCCAACUAACAUUAUACCUAGGGGUCAGGCAGAGGAGAUGAGUGGUCUAAAUGGGAAUUAUUGGGAGGGAAUUGCUGAGAUCACAGACUGAAAGCUCGAAGAGGAAUCGGAGGCAGAAAGCGAGGCCCAGAGAGAAGAGACUAGUCCAAAGUGGCACAAGAAUAGAGUCCGAAUCUGAACCCUGGUCCUAUGAUGCAAAAAUCCAGCCCUCUUUACACUACACCAUGUUGUCUCCCUCCUCCCCUCAGUAUUUUCUUUUUGCUUUUGUUUCUUGUUAAAAAAAAAGAAAAAGAAAGGAAGGAAGGAAGGAAAGAAAAGAACAAAAGAACUUAAAACCAGCAGUAGCACUCAAAUAGGUAGCUAAUAGCCAAUCCCUGGCCAAGAGUCUUUUUCUUCAAGAAUUCUCCAAAUGGGUUUGGAAAUGCUCUUUCAACAGGACUCUGUUUUCCAUCCUCUUCCAGUCAGGAAGAACAAGAGAAGGGAAAAGAGCAGUGAGGCUCUAGUUUCAAAGUCUGUCUUUCAGGUCAAUGCCCAGAGAAAGACCAGGGGGUUCUAAAGGUUUUCAGUGGGCUCAUCUUACCCACACUCUUCCUGGAAUCACUAAGGCCACUUACCACUGUGACCUCAGAGAUCCAGAAGAGCUUGAUCCCUGAAGAGAGAACCGAUGCAGUAGGACUUCCUGAUACACUAGGACUAUUUUCCUAACAGCCCCUGGAGAAGAAGUUUUGUUCGGGCAGGCCCAGAGUUGGUCCUGAUUGUCUGACAGCCACACAGCAGUUUUUGGUGCUCAGUGGGCCUGGCUGAGAAAAGCCCAAAGGAUAACGACAUCAGGUGCCACCCCCUCUCCCCCAACUCCAGCUAAAGGGAAGGGGGGAUUGAAAUUGAUGAAACCCUGCUUCAACCAACAGGGACGCCACCUUGUCCCUUUCAAGGCCCAACCAUACACACACACACACGCACACACACACACACACACACACACACACACACACACACACACACUCUCUCUCUCUCUCUCUCUCUCUCUCUCUCAAGUGUGGAGGAGGAUUUGAAAUUGCCACACCUCUCCUGAUGGAGCUGACUAAAUCAGGGCCGCAAAAAGCAAGCCAAGGGCUGCUAAAUCAUCAUUUAGGUGUUUCAGGUUUGGGGGGAGCUUGUCAGGGGUCAACAAGUGUUAUUGCUUUAUAUGUUUAUAUCGUGUGGCCUAGGAAAGGGAGGAAGAGAGACAAGGUGUCAUUCAUUAAGAAUUCCCUUUUCCUCAUCUAGCUGUCUCAGUUUCACGGGCACAUAUAGAAAGCCUGUCUGCAUGAACUUUAAGGUAAAACCUUAGCUUCUGAGCCCAAUGAUGAGGAAGGGAGAGGCCAGUCGGGCAUGUUCAUCUUGAUUACAGCUUGGCAUCAUGGGCUACUCCUUAAAAAUCUACAUGUCGUCUCUUUGAGUAGCAUUACUUAAGUAACUGUCACUUUUGUUUCAGUGCAAAGUUAACGUCAGCCUUAAAUAUAAGUGUAAAAAAAUGAAAUCUUGUAAAAGAAAAGUGUUUAUUUUGUGUGUAUUUUUGGAUUUGUUGUAAACUGAAACGUGAAGCAGCUACUUCCCCUUAUUCGGAUGCCAAGUGUUCUGUUCCUCCCUUUUCUGAUGUAAGCAUUCCUAGCUGCCUAUUGAUAAUAAACAUUUAUG
Dromiciops gliroides (monito del monte) is the source of this 10507-nucleotide messenger RNA. RefSeq names its product transient receptor potential cation channel subfamily C member 5 (gene TRPC5). Gene Ontology annotation, molecular function: protein binding; store-operated calcium channel activity; inositol 1,4,5 trisphosphate binding. Gene Ontology annotation, cellular component: cation channel complex; membrane. The transcript has 12 exons. The record is from RefSeq and is a predicted model, not a curated record. Gene Ontology annotation, biological process: calcium ion transmembrane transport; manganese ion transport; regulation of cytosolic calcium ion concentration. NCBI's taxonomy places the organism in Eukaryota, Metazoa, Chordata, Mammalia, Microbiotheria, Microbiotheriidae. Bases 221 to 3238 code for a protein of 1005 amino acids.